This is a messenger RNA of Acinonyx jubatus (cheetah), 15111 nucleotides long. RefSeq names its product gigaxonin (gene GAN). The transcript has 11 exons. Gene Ontology annotation, biological process: cytoskeleton organization. Bases 147 to 1940 code for a protein of 597 amino acids. Gene Ontology annotation, molecular function: protein binding. NCBI's taxonomy places the organism in Eukaryota, Metazoa, Chordata, Mammalia, Carnivora, Felidae. The record is from RefSeq and is a predicted model, not a curated record.
UCUUUUCCGAGCGCUGAGAGCCGGGCCGGGCGGGCGCGCGCGCGCGCGGACUGUGCAGGCAGGGCGCGCGCGGACGCGGGCAGCUCGAGGGGUCCCGCGGGGCGGCUGGGGCAGCUGGACCGGACGGCUGACGAGCGGGCGCCGCGAUGGCAGAGGGCAGCGCCGUGUCCGAUCCUCAGCAUGCCGCGCGUCUGCUGCGAGCGCUCAGCUCUUUCCGCGAGGAGUCUCGCUUCUGCGACGCGCACCUGGUCCUCGACGGGGAGGAGAUCCCGGUGCAGAAGAACAUCCUGGCGGCGGCCAGCCCGUACAUCAGGACAAAGUUAAACUAUAACCCUCCAAAAGAUGAUGGAUCAACCUAUAAGAUUGAACUUGAAGGGAUAUCGGUAAUGGUUAUGAGAGAGAUCCUGGAUUACAUCUUCAGUGGGCAGAUCCGGCUGAGCGAAGACACAAUCCAAGAUGUUGUGCAGGCAGCGGACCUGCUCCUGCUGACGGAUCUGAAAACUCUGUGCUGUGAGUUUUUAGAAGGCUGCAUUGCCGCAGAGAACUGCAUCGGUAUCCGCGACUUUGCCCUUCAUUACUGCCUGCACCACGUCCAUUACCUGGCCACCGAGUACCUGGAGACUCAUUUCCGAGACGUCAGUAGCACAGAAGAGUUCCUAGAACUCAGUCCACAGAAGCUUAAAGAAGUGGUUUCUCUGGAGAAGUUAAAUGUUGGCAAUGAAAGAUACGUGUUUGAAGCAGUGAUCCGAUGGAUAGCACACGACACGGAGCUAAGAAAGGUCCACAUGAAGGAUGUGAUGUCAGCGCUCUGGGUUUCAGGGUUAGACUCCAGCUACUUACGGGAACAGAUGCUGAACGAACCGUUGGUGCGAGAAAUCGUCAAGGAGUGCAGCAACAUACCGCUGAGUCAGCCGCAGCAGGGGGAGGCCAUGCUGGCGAACUUCAAGCCGCGGGGUUACUCCGAGUGCAUUGUGACUGUGGGUGGAGAAGAGAGAGUUUCCCGGAAACCAACAGCAGCGAUGCGAUGUAUGUGCCCUCUUUAUGACCCUAAUAGGCAGCUUUGGAUUGAACUGGCCCCUUUAAGCAUGCCAAGAAUUAACCACGGAGUUCUCUCAGCAGAGGGAUUCUUGUUUGUAUUUGGGGGCCAAGAUGAAAAUAAGCAGACCCUGAGCUCAGGAGAAAAAUACGACCCAGAUGCAAAUACGUGGACUGCAUUGCCUCCAAUGAAUGAGCCGCGGCAUAAUUUUGGAAUUGUGGAGAUAGAUGGAAUGCUGUACAUUUUAGGAGGAGAAGACGGUGAGAAAGAGCUGAUCUCCAUGGAGCGCUACGACAUUUAUUCUAAAACCUGGACAAAGCAACCUGACCUGACCAUGGUUAGAAAGAUUGGCUGCUAUGCAGCUAUGAAAAAGAAAAUCUAUGCCAUGGGCGGAGGAUCAUAUGGAAAACUCUUCGAAUCUGUGGAAUGUUACGACCCAAGGACCCAGCAGUGGACUGCUAUUUGUCCGCUAAAAGAGAGAAGAUUUGGAGCUGUGGCCUGUGGAGUUGCCAUGGAACUGUAUGUUUUUGGGGGAGUCAGAAGUCGUGAAGACAUCCAGGGCAGUGAGAUGGUCACUUGCAAGUCUGAAUUCUACCACGAUGAGUUUAAAAGGUGGAUCUACCUUAACGACCAGAAUUUAUGCAUCCCCGCCAGUUCUUCUUUUGUUUAUGGAGCUGUCCCCAUAGGAGCCAGCAUUUAUGUUAUCGGAGAUCUCGAUACAGGUACCAAUUACGACUACGUGCGUGAGUUUAAAAGAAGCACAGGGACGUGGCACCAUACCAAACCGCUCCUCCCGUCCGACCUCCGCCGCACCGGCUGUGCAGCCUUACGUAUUGCAAAUUGCAAGCUUUUCCGCCUGCAGCUCCAGCAAGGCCUAUUCCGUAUCCGUGUUCAUUCACCCUGAAGAGGCGGCAGAGCGGAGGCAGAGCUCCUGACCCAGCGCACCAUAACAUGGCUUUCUGCGAGGGGACCAGAGGUGGCAGCGUAUCUCCGGUGGUUUUACUGUAACGCUUAGAAGCCUGCGCUUCAGCUCCUCUCGGGGAGAACCCGUAACUGUCGAAAAAGCUCCCUUGGAGGAAUCUGUUCCUCCAGGUAGAUGUGUCUGCAGACAAACGGAGUAACUAUCCGGUAGAGGCAAAGGGAAGUGGGAAUCGGGGUCAUGUAAAAUAUCGAAGUUAGCGUACUAAGGUGCAUUCUCCCGGAAGGGGACUCCUUUCCGAGCGACUGCUGUGUUCCAGUACCUGGCUUUGGGAAACAACAGAAAUCCGUAUAUGCAAAUCAACAUAUCCAAACACACUGAGACUGCGUUCCUGCUGCACUUGGAAGGAAAUAUCAUGCCUAACCCUGCCCGACAGAUUCAGGUUUGUGCCUAAGAUGUUAGAUUGGGCCAGGUAGUCUCCACUUACUACUAGUACUGUGUCCUAUGAAUCUUUUUUAAACUAUAUUAUCAUGAAUUGAAACUAAGAUAAAAUUUCUCUCUCAUGACGUUCUAUCUUAGUAAUCUAAAGGCUCGAUAAAUUAAUGAGUCAGGUUGCAGCCCUCGUGCGAGUUUAAAGGCAGUUGCCAGCUUCUGUGUUGACUUAGAUAGCGUCAUGCCAUAAUUUCUGGGGUAGUUCUCUCGGAGCUGUGAAGGGUCUCGUGCCGUGCCGUUCGUUCUUCCUGUUCAAUUAACCAGAACCAUUUUGUAAACACGAGGAGAUUAGCAGAGUAAGGGAUGUUACAGAGAAAGACCCGAGUCAGACAAGUGACCAAGGUCUGCUGUGGCUACAAAAGCUGUCCAGACAAAAUAUAUAGGGAUCAAAAAAACUUUAAUCUGUCUGAAAGCACACAGAGUCUCGUUUACUACUGUUUCGGAUUGAAAACCUGUCUUAGAGCGCGAACCUGCAUUAAGAAUCUAGUCUUUGCAGCAGAGUUUUCUCGAUGCCGUUCACUAGCAAGAGUUUUAGAAAAAUUACGUUAUAAGUAAAGUUUGGCUGGUAGAAUAAAACUACCUCAACUGAAUUUCAUUCUGUUCAUAGUAGAGCGAAUUCAUCUCUUCUCUGCUUCUCCACUCUCCCACCUUCCCUUGUCUCCCCAUGCCGCCGCACUUCCCACCGCGGGGAGAAAAUCUGUCAUUAGUAACACUUACCUUGUAAGAUACUUUGUUUUCCAUUCAAAUUAUGCCACCUUAGUGUGAGAUCAGGGACUUCCAAGUGCUUGAUCACGUCAUAAUUUGAAUUUUAUGUAAUAGCAGGUUUCUAAUCGAUUUAAUACAGAACUCUUCAAUUUUAUUGUUUUCUACAGUUUCCACCGCCCUCAGUAAAUGGCUGUAAGAAGCAGUAUUUUGUCUUAAUGAUUAAUAAAUGUGUAAAUGUAUCCUUUGCUUAUACAUUUGAGAAUAGGAGUUUCUUCUAGAAACUUCCUAGAUGGAAUGCUUAUACGCUGUUAACAUGCAUAGGAAACCUCGCUUGUGUUUCCCCAACCGUGAACAGAAAAAAGGGUAACCUCCUAUCUGCAGUUUUUUUUUUUCUUACACCUGUUAGGAGUCAGUACGAUGCUGUAAACGUUGCUGAAGGAAGACUUGUCGGGGUGGGGUGGGGGGGUUCUAAAGAAUGUUGUGUGUGGAGAAGUUACUGCUGAAAGAAGGCGUGAGGUGUCCAACUUCUGUAUCAGAGGCCCCGGGCCAGAUUUGCCACACAUUCACGUAACACAGUCAAAUUCGAUACGUAAAGCAAAGCCGGCCUUUUUCCUCUGAAUUGUGUACCAGUCAGCUGUCGUCCGCACGCCGUCCCAGUGAUACCUGGGAUAUCUUCUCAUCAAAGCAAGCUACGCGGCCACUGCAAAGAAAGCAGACUUCCUUUUUUUACAGCUAGAUACUCGUUUUUUAGAGGAAACAAAUUGCUGAAGAAGUGAAUUUUCUUUGGUAAAAUCUCCUGAACAGAACAGAACCUUGGCCUUCAGAAGUUGCAUCUGACAUACAUUAAAGCAGUAACUGAUGUCCUGUGAAAGCCAAGGCAGGCUUUCUCUUAAUUCUUAAUUCUCUUAAUAAGCCAUUCUCUUAAUUUCUGAAGUUUAUAAUUCUUCCCAGUGCACACCAGGCCUCUCCAAGGAGACAAUUCAUCGUUUAGGAGUGAAUGGGUUAUUGCAAUAUUAUUGCAAUAUUAUCAGUGCCUGCAUGACUUAGUCAAUUCAUUUUAUAAAAACAGUUCUUUUUUAGUUUUUUAUUCAGUUCAUUGACACGGUAGCUGCAGAAAUUAGAUAAUGUUUUUUAAAAUAAAUUUGCCACAUAAUACGGGAUGCAAUAACCAACAAGAACUGCUAAGUGCCAAACUGUUAUUUUCCUAUAUAUAAAUAUAAAAAUAUUCUGCUGAAGGGUAGGAAUAUAUUUAAUUUUAUUAGGCUCCAAAAUUAAUCGUGACUUUUUUGUAAAUGACAGUUACUUCAGUAUUGUGAAAUAAAUUUUAAGUCAUUUCAUGCGGGUUUGUUUUAACAUUCCACUUAAGCCUUGAAACAUCUUUUUCUCGAUAAAUUUUUAAUGCUUCUUUUUCCGUAAGGCACUUUUACCAGGCAUAGGUUGGAAUAGGCAGUUGAGGAUAGAUGUUAAAAUUUUAAAUAAAUAUCAUUGGGGGAAGUGCAAUUUAUUUUCAUUAUCCCGCCAACAGAAGGAAACUUGUUUCGGGGUUAGAGUCGGUGAAUAUUUAAGGGAUCUCUCGUAGGCUAUAGUCUAAAGUAGGCUUGUUUGUUUGUUUGUUUAACACAUCCAAAUAUAGAUUUUUCAAAGAUAUAAGUGUUUAAUUUAAAAUGAAGUGCUGUUUUGGGGGUUUGUUUUUUGUUUUUCAUUUUGUGUGUGUGUGUGAGUGUGUGUUAGUGCUUCUAUCCUGUGAGAGGGAAAAGUGUGAGGGACAGAGUGUGUGUGUGUGUGUGUGUGUGUGUGUGUGUGUUAUGUGACUCGGUAAGUCUGUUUACACAUGUUUACUUUUGAAAUUGUAGUUCCAAACUACAUACAUUACUGUCUCCUGGUGCUUCCGAUAAAUCCUUGAGCCUGUGGCCCUUCAGUUUAUACUACUAUGUUCAACUCACGUUGGGUGUAAAUAUUCAUAGAGUCGUAGUCUGUAUAGUAAGUUUUACCUGGUGUUCGCAUUCCUUCAGUGGGACUAAAACAGUGCUUACCAACUAGUAUAGUCGAUAUAGCUAUAAAGAUUUGGCCUUGGAAAUCUUUGAACUCAUUGUUCCUUUCAUUUGUUCUUUAUUUCAUUGCUUUGAGGAGUUGAUAGGUAACAGUAGGCUGUUUUCAAACCGAAGCAACCAGAAAAGAAUAUUUGGGCGAUGACAGAUGGUGUAUUCCCUGUGCUAAAGUGUCCUGUUAUAUUGUACUACCGCUUUCAUGAUGCUUUGGGGUGCCAUUUUUAUAAUUCGUGGGUGGGAGGGGGUUCCCUGCAAUAUGCAGGAAGCACAUCCUUACAUUGACCUGGUAGAGAUAGGGCUGUCUUUGCUGUGUCACCUCAGUUACUCAUGGUAGUAAGAUAGGUUUUUAGAGAAAUUCGUCAGCUGCCUUGGUCCGUUGGGGUUCCAUUUGGUACGUUCCUCCUCCCGUGUACCAGACCAAAAAGUUUCCCAAGGAGUGCUAAAAAUGCUACAGCAUUACCUUCUUGUUGGCCUUUCUGAUUCUAGAGGAUGCCUCCUGUGGUCAGAUAGAGACAUUUGAAUAUCUGGGGAAAGAAUGAGGUGGCACUUUGCAUGGAUUUAUUUAUUUAUUCUUUAAUGUUUGGGUUUUGGUUUUGGUUUUAGGUUUUUGUUUGUUUUUUGAGAGAGCUUGAGCAGGGGAAGGGGACAGAGAACCAGAAGCAGACUCUGCAAUGACAGCAGAGAGCCCGACGCGGGGCUUGAACUCACGAGCCCUGAGAUAAUGACCCGAGCCGAGGUCAGACACUCAGCCAACUGAGCCACCCAGGCACCCCUGCGUGGAUUUAAAAGGUGCUGGGACCCCCUUAAAAAGCACCUGAGGGAAGGGAAGCCUGAGCUUGCUCUCGUUCCGUGGCUGCCCCUCACGUCUGUGAGAGCCUUGGGGGAGCCAGGAAGGGAGGAGACGGAUUUGGACAGAAAAGCUGCCCUGGGUUUAAUCAGCAAAUGCUUAUGGAGGACCCCCUAGGGAUUUUGCUUGGAUUUCUGGGGGGCUGUCAUGCUGCUCUCCCUCUAGACCGUAAACUCCUCGUGGGCAGUGACCCUGUCUUGGCCGUCUGCUAACCCCAGUGCCUGGCACACGGCAGGUAGUCAGGAAAUGGUUGGCCAGUGAGUACAGUACCCUUGUGAUCAAAGUGAUGUUCUUUGUGGGAUUGAGAAGCCCUCUCCAAGAGCGAUUUAUUUUGUUGGAUUUUAAAUGAGAGGCUUUGUAUGCACAUGUGCUGGCCUCAUAUUCUAGAGUGAGAAACUAGUACGGAUAAAAAAUACAAAGUGCCUGAUGUACAGACGCACACUUCUGUGGUUUCCAUAUGUUCUUUAGGAUUUGGAGGACCCUACUAUACUCAGCACACCUCAUACCACUGAUCACAUUUAGUGUUGGGAUUGAUUGCUUUUUACACGUGCCUCUGGGUGUUUUCCAGAACAUACUGCUGUGAUCCUCACUUCUCCAUGAUGGGUGCAGUGGCCCCACUGGACAGAGAGCAGUCUCUGAGGCCCGGGAGAUAUGGCUUCAUUUCCCACCUCACAUGCAAGUAGAAACCCAAAGCAGAAGCCAGGUCUUUGUAUUAUCAUUUCACCGUUCAGCCUCUGAGACGAUCGCUUAAUUUUCUAGGCGUGCAAGUAUUUUCAGUCCUAAAAUAAUCAUUUGUGGUAUAACGUAAGCCCUCAAACAUGUCCUUUAAAGUUAUACAGACAUAAGGUGAAAGAUCUUUGGUUUUCUUUGUCAGUUAGCCAUAGGAAAUUUAAGAAUUGACUAAAGUUCUAAGAACGGAAGUACUAAGUAUGUUGGACAGAAAAGCAGUUUUUAUUCUUAAAGAGCAGAAACUUCGUUUAUAUUUCUUUUCUUACCAUGUGUACAGUAAGGGAGAAGAGAGUGUGUCUUCAAAGGUAGAAGGAAGUAUUUUGCUAGCUCUCUAAUAACCCCUGAGGUACUCUUUCUAGCCGGUUCAGAAAUGAUGGAGAUGCAUGGUAUAAAGGUGAGUUGUGACUUGCUUACCCACGUUGGAGAAGGACAUGAAAUCAGGUCAAGGCUUUGCUGGCUGCUGGUGGGAAAGUCUCAGUGGCAUUGAACUCUUACGUUUGCUAUUAUUUGUUUGCAAGCCAACUGGUAAAACUUUUAAAACUUUUGCAUGUUUCUCAAGUGAUUCUAUUUUUAAUUUUAAAUACAUCUCGCCUUUACAGUGCAUUUACAUGACAUCUGAGGAGCUCAGUUAAGAUUCUGUGCUCUUCGGUCUAAAUGCAUGCGGUCGAGGAAGGUUUGCUCGUGUUCAGUUCUGUCCCCGAAGUUCUGUCAGUGACUGGGUCUUUAGACUUCUUCCCUUCCUCAUCACAUCAGAUAUCUGAUAAGUUAAACAGCCUGGCUGGCUCACUUGGUGGAACGGGUGACCCUUGGUCUUGGGGUCGUGAGUUCAAGCCCCACGUUGGUUGGGUGUAGCAAUUACACAGGUGUAGCCCAUACAUGCUGCAUAAGAUCACACAGGGAAAGAUCGCCCGUUCCUAUGACCCGUAUAAAUAUGUGGCCACUUUGGAUGAUUCAGAUCCCAAGUAGACACAGGCUCAUCUUUCUGGUCAGCGAAUUAUAUUUAUUAGACCUUUCUUUUUAGCAUUUAAGUAAAAUUCAUAGGUUUUAAAACUUUAUUUUUAUUGUUCCUGCUUAUCAAUUACAAAUAAGGCAUACUUUAGAACCUUGGGUAAAACUUUUUCCAGUUAAACCCAUGAACUUGGUAUGAAUAUGACUAUACGUAGCUCGCUUUAUUGUGUUUCCUGUUUAAUUGGAUGAGAAUUACAUGCACCUAUUCCCUUGUUCUUUGUGUUUAUAGGAAAAACUCUGUUCUCCACUACCUCAUUAUGUGGUGUUGUGCUUGACCCCCUGCCAAUUUAGGAGAAUACAACACAUUCUGUCCUUUAACAAAAGCCUGGAAGCCAGCAGCAGGCGGCCUUGAGGAAUACAAUUCUCUAAGGCUUAUUUUCCAUUUUACUAUUUUUUUUUUAAAUAGGCACUUUUAAUCAGGAGGAACAGUCAUUCUCCUAGAGCUGCUGCAAAGUGAUUACUUGAAACUCAACUUGAACUUUAAAGAGUCUUGAAAAGGCUGUGUUUUCAUAACGUAGAAAAGUAGUAUAUUUAAACACCACUGCUGUGUAAAACAGAGGGCUUACUCUCCAUCCUUGUUAGGAUCAGACCCGGGAAGGUGUCUACCUGCAAUCUGACCCAGCGGUGGGAAUUCAGAUGCUUGGGGCUACUGUUUUUCUUUGUCUUAAGGUGCUACUGUGGUUGGUUUAAGGAGCUAUUAAGUGUAUUUCCAUGAAUUUGUUUCCCAAGAAUCUUUUAAUUUUGAUGACAAUAGAGGCUCAUUAGUAGAUUCCUCUUCUCAUUUCAUUCUGACAGUCUAGAGUUUUAAAAUGAAAUCUGAAAGUGUUUCCAAAGGACAAGGUUGAGGUUGACCAAACAACUUAGAAUUGCAGGAUGCUUAAAAUCACGAGCGAUUGGAUUUUUUUCUGAGCAUCAGUGGAAUGCGCCUUCUCCGCACGGCGCACGGCGGGCUCUGUCCUCGCCAGUGCCUGUCACCUUCCCUGGUCGGUAAGUUAGGGGAGCGAGCCGCCCCAGGCCCAUCGAUUCCUCCAGUCAGACCUUCCUCCUCCCAGAGCAGUUUCUUACAGGAAUUACCCAGCAUCCCUGGUGCCCAAAAGACUUCUGCCCGUUCCUAAAAACCUAGCGUCCCGGGAAUAACGUAGAGACCAGAUAAAAGCUAGCUACAGAACUGCCAUUAUCCUCCGACAUGAUCUGGUUUUUAAGCUUGUGCUUUUGAGGGUGAAAGGCAGAGUUUCUCCCGAGAUGACAGGACGUCAGCACCAGCGGGUCUGGCAGCAGGCGUGAGACAUUUUCCUAAGUGGUUUCCAAGAGAACCGACACUUACCGCGUCAGGGCCCCAGCCUUUUCCUUUCGAUUAUCUUGAGGAAAACCUGUGUAAACACUUUAUGGACUUGCACAAGCAAACCUAGUGGCUGUGAGCGUGCACGGGCCCCGGAGCCAGGCACAGGUGGGUUUGAGGGCUUGCACCGAAGGCUGUUUUGUGACCUCUGGGAGCCCUUUAACCCUGAAGCCCAGUUCCUUACCUGUAGACGUAGGAUGACGUCCUCGGGCUGCUUUGAGGACCAGAGACGUGAGGGCGAUGAGAGCCUGGCGCCACCGUGUGACCGUGGCCGCCGUGGCCACCCAGCCCGGCCUCCGGUCAUCGGUGCCCUCGCCGCGCGGCCUGACCUCGGCACUUGCGCGUUCGGACGUCUGCCACCGUGGGACCUACAAGUAAAUGGAUGUAUGUGUUGAUAAAAUGAUUUACUUCCUGGACCCAGGCCGCUGCUCUCCUUCCGCUGCUGUAAUAUCUAGAUUCAGGAUGGUUCUGUAGAGCUGAAGCAUCCCCUAAUGCCUGUUUAGACCACUUAGAGUUGUUUUAAAUAACCCUCCGUUCCGAAUUUGCGUAAUGAAGCCCUCUAAGAAUACUUUAAAUUCUUUACCAAAGUUGAUUUUUCUUUUUCCCUUAAAAUGCCACAAGUAGUAGACUACACUGGUCAGAUCAACCGGAUAUUUUCUAGAUCUCUGUUUGAGAUCAGCAUACCUAUUCUCUCUUAACGUGGAUGCCAUGUGAAACUAAAACAAAAAAACAAACAGAAUUUGUUACAGGCACGUGCGUGUGUGUGUGCGUGUGUGUGUAGAGCUUCCACCCCUUCGGAUAAAGAAGGGUUAUUUAACAAAGUGAUGCAGAAAGUGAGCUACUUAAUUCCUUUCAUAACAUCGCUUCCUUUCCGGUUCGCACUCUGGGACUGGUGGAUUUAGCAGCAUGUAAGACAUUGUAUAAAGUCAUUCUUGGUAUCUUUGUGAAUCAAACAGGAAGUAGAAACAGGGCUGCAAGGGCUGAGAAAUGGAUCGAACAGCCAUGCCAGACAUUGCCACUGAGAACAGCUUCUGAGGUACCGUGACAGUGUCCAUUUUUACUGUUUUUCUUAGUAAUUUGUAUAAAAGUAUAAAAGGCAGAGAAAAGUGCUGGGAGGGAUGAAGUGUUGGGUGUUAGGAUCUGUAGUGAUGCUACAGUCUAAUAAAUGGCUGAAUAGAAAGUCUUGUAUCUAGGUUCAGAGGAGAUAGUUCCUAAAUGAAAAAGAAAGAAAAAAAAACGUGGCGGGGUGGGGGGUGGAGGGGAAUCACUGACAAUUUGAACACAAGCCAACUGUUUAAAAAAAAGAAGAGUGGCACCUAGGUGGCUCAGUCAGUUAAACAUCUGACUUCAGCUCAGGUCAUGAUCUCACGGUUCAUGAGCUCCAGCCCUGCACAUCGGGCUCUGUGCUGGCAGUGAAGAGCCCACUUCAGAUCCUCUGUCUCCCUCUCUCUGUGCCCCACCCCCAGCUUGCACUCUCUCUCUCUCUCAAAAAAUAAACUUUAAAAAAAAAAAAAAAAAAGAAUAGGGGCACCUGACUGGCUUAGUUGGUAGAGCAUUCGACUCUUGAUCUCAGGGUCGUGAGUUCAAGCCCCGUGUUGGGCAUAGAGCUUACUUUAAAAAAUAAGUAAAUUUUUUAUGGGGUGCCUAGGUGGCUCAGUCAAUUAGGCGUCCCACUUCGGCUCAGGUCAUGGUCUCACAGUUUGUGGGUUCGAGCCCCGUGUCGGGCUCUCUGCUGUUAGCACUGAGCCUGCUUCGGGUCCUCUGUUCCCCCCAUUCUCUGCCCAUCUCCCAUUUGUGCUGUCUCUCUCUCAAAAACAAACAAUAAAAAAAAAUAAUAAUAAUAAAUUUUUUAAAAAACUAAAAAGCAAAAAAGAAUAGUGUUUGUGGGCGGAGUGGGCUGGUAGCUAGAAAAGGACGUCUUCUGCUCCUUCAUCCACGGGCUGCCCCAGAUGGGCCCCUGGGCCGCUGCAUUUAGCUGCCAGUUCUAGGCGCCACCAUCAGAGAGACCUGAGCAAGCCUGGGGCCCCCCAAGGGACGGCAGUGUGGGUGGUAGGCGCUCUGGGAGCUGGAAUCAGGACCUUCGGAGGCCUGAGGCUCUGGCCUGUGAGGAUGUCUUUAGAGCGAGCUGGUGUGCAUGGCUCAGGCCAGCAGUGGACACAGAGACAGAGUGGCCUCGUGGAAAAAUGGGUGGCCUCUGUGGUACUGAGCACUCGUCUCUGAAAGUGCCCCCUAGGAUGAGUCCUUGCGGCUGUGACUGACAGCACGCCAGCAUCGGUGAGAGGGUUCUUACCUGUGGCAGGAUAUUGGGCACCAUCUCCAAAGCUCCUUGCAGGCUGGCAGCUUAGUAAACAGUUGAGUGAGUGAUGUGGGGAAGGGGGAGCUUGUACUUCUGCAUUGAUUUUGAGGACAAAAGUCUUUGUUAUUUUCAACCUGUGCUCCCUCUCCUCCUUUCCCCCCUGCCCACUGCCCAUUUACUGCCUUCUGGCUGCAGCCCCUGGCCAGCAGCCACAGCCUUCUUCAGAGAGCUUUCAGAAAUAGGCCUAGUUCUAGAGAUUUCCCUAAAACCACACUGUCAUCCAGAACAGCGAUUCUUGCUUUUUAUAUACUUUUUGCUCUAAAUCUGUCGUGUACCUGUGCACAUUUAAGAAAGCUGAUGAGUAAAAUUGCAUUCUUUCAAGCAGGGCCCAGGUGACCCCACGGCCCGGGAUACUCUCCAGGGGGCUCGUGUGCUGGGCCACCUCUUGGGGCUCCUUCUAGCUUGAGCAGUCGGCAGCCUUGGGGUGGAUUCUCGUCCUUUGAGAAGAAUUUCCAAAGCAUCCGAUUCUGUGGUUUGCUCUCUCUCUUCUGUGAAGGCACAUGGCAGUCUUAGUCUGGAGGAGACGGAGGCGGCCCCUCACUCUGCGUGUCUCUUCUGCGCCCCCACCCCCUGCCUUGCAAAGAUCUGUCCCAAAACAGAGGAAGGCAGGCGUCAGUGGGGGCUCGCACCCACGUCCUCGUGAGGGAGCCGUCUGUGUGCUCUCGUCACUUGGGUAUAUUUUCUCCCCAUUUCUUGAGUGGUCUUCGCUUACUGAGAAGCGCUGUUUGAACCAGUGUUGGUCCUCCUGCCCAGGACCCGCCGCGGCCGCCCAAGGACCCCGCUGGUGGGGCCUCCGGGGAAACAGGCCCCUCCGCGCCUGUCGCGUCUCCCUGCGCCAGUGUAGAGACUGGGUCAGGGUGGAAGAGGUUAUCUCAUGCUGUUUACGCCCUCUGGUUGCCCCUCCCAUCCCCCCCUCUGCUCCUCAUCCUACGCCUGUCCCAGCCGGAGGUUUUAACUGCUUAAACUAUGUAUCUCAAAAAGGGGAGAAAAAGAAAACACAAACACACAACUCUUCUUGUUCCCCAGACCAUUCGCCUAAAAGUGUUUACUGAAAAGGCAUUCUUCUAAGAGCUCCUGACCCAGCCUUUGUGACUAGCACUUUCCACAGCCAGCUGGCCCUGGCUGCAAGAGAGCCAGACCCGUCCCCCAGGCCCCGGGGAGCUUCCCAGAGUCCAUGCCACCCCCCCUCCUCCCGGGUGAGAGUUUGGGCCGGAGCCUCCCCUCCGAGGCCCGGCCCGCGACACAGCGGAGGCUCCUUAAGCAGCUGUAGGCUAGAACAGUCUCCCUGGGCCCCAGGUCGGCCGGCCCGCCACGCCUGCCCGGAGGCCCUCGGGGCUCCUCCCUGAGCUGGGAGAAGGGGCUCGAGGUGCCACACGUACUCUACCUCAGCACCAGGCCGCGAGGCGCCGUGCGGGCCCCAGGUGGCCCGGCAAGGCGUGCUCAGGCCCCGGGUGGCUCGGAGGCUUGCAGAAGCCAGCCUUGUGCCCCGGCCACACGCAGAGCCCGGGGGCCGGGCCCCGGGCUCUGCACCGUCACUGUAUCCACCAGAGCAGAGCGAGACCGUGGUCUCCUUGUCUCUUGGUGGGCUCGGAACUUAAAACCACCACUCCAAGUUGUGAGCAGAAUCGGAAAUUAGAACCACUCGUUUACGAUCAGAGAGAGACCAUCUUUUCCUAUUUUCUUCAAAAGGGAUUUCUGCUUCCGAAGAAACUCCAGAAAAUAAAUGUGUUAUUAUUAAUCUAGCAUGUGCUCAUUGAACUUGACUCUUAACGCUUUGUAAAAAAACUAGGUAGGAUCUGGUACGGGGGGGGGGGGGGGGCAAAAGGGUGUCAUCAGCUUCAAAACAAACCAAUGUAUGUGGGUUCACAGCGUCUUUUUUUCCUACAUGGGACCUCAGAAUUCAAGUUCUCCUUGAAAACAGCCACAUUCCAGGGGGCAGGUAAUUUUGUGGUGGGAGGUGUGCCAAGCGGCCUUUAGUUGAGAAAAGCACAGAUAUUAGCAACACUUGCUUAGUUAAAUCAUCAGUGGCUUUUUCUACUGAUGGGAUUCUUUUCAUUUUGACCCGCUGGUAGCACAGCUUUUGUUUGGUGCCUCACUCUUGUACCCCUUCGAGUCGCCAGGGACGCAGUGAUACUUUGUUUCGAAUCGUACCAUUUGUGAACUGUGACAACCGUACAAAAGGAGGAGCCGUGGCCGCGGCAGCCUGCCGUGCGGUGACGCCUCCGCAGAACCGGGGUGGUCAGCGGAUUGAACAAAAGCACCUCCCCGCCCCAGCUGUCCCCUCCCGUCCUCAUUAGGAGCUGUCCCACGGAAGCACCGUAGGCAGGCUGGGGCAGAGUCCCUUUUAUCGCUGUUAUGUUCCCAGUAACAGGGAUGCACGUGUCUGUCUGGGAAGGAGGUCCAUCCGUAGCUCGUUAUAAACGCGUAGAUUCGUUCGGUCCCUACCGUUUGAUGCAGCUCUCCUGCUGUGAGCAAACUGUCAAGGGAAUUCCUUAAAACGGGGCUGUAAAUCCCACUGGACUCUCCGAGACUCAGGGCUGAUGUUCACUGUGGGCCCUGGCCCGGCAGGACGCCCCUUUUGGCUGGUUGCCCUUGUGGUUCCAGGCGUAACUACGGGACGGUCGCCCUUGUCGAGAAGUGGGUUUUAGCACACUUUCGAUUUGCCGUUUUGCCGCUUUUCAUACCGUAAGGAGAAUUUCAUAAAUAGCCAACUCAAAAAAACACCGUGUCAGGACUCAUCUGGUUAAAACACAAGCAUUUGUUGAACGAACACGUUUCUAUUUUCUGACACGAUACAGACAGAUUGUUUGAGUGUAAAUCCCGCAGGUUUUGCUAUCUGGGAAGAUUCCAGGUUGAGCAGUCUGCUUAGACGUGUGUUCAGCCGGGGUGGUGGUGUGUGCAGCCAGGGAUCCUGAUCUCGAAACAGACACCUGCUGCUAAGAGGCAAGAGAUUUGCCGUGAAAUACACAGAAGCUACUCGAGGGACCUGGUACGGACCGUUGAAAAGAUCCGAAGGACGGGGAAGCUGCAGCCGAGAGAGUCGUACCGCUCACACUGUGGGACAGUUCGCGGGAGUGUCACGGUCUCAAACACCCUGUGGUCCACGUGCGCUCGUCUGUUCUGUGGGUUUGUUGUGUGGAGUAACUUUCUGUUCCUGUGCUGGCGUGAAAUGUAGCGAAGUUGAAGUAAUUUUGAAUCCGUAACUUUUCUCACAGAGUUGCUUUAUGGUUUACAAGUAACACUGAUGCCAAGGGGGUGUGUCCGCCUUGUCCCAUCCGGCAGCAUGCACUUUGUCGGCCCGCUUCCGUGUGUUGCGGGGUAACCGGGGGUCGAUCCCUCUCCGCGCGCACGGGGUUUGUGCUCUGGGAACACAUUGCCGUCGUGCUGUUCUCUUGUACCGAGGAUCACUGAAAGUGUUUUAUCUUUUUUAUGUAGUUUGUAUUGACUGGAUUUUAUAACUGUAAGAAAACAGAAAACAGAGUGUUGUAUUUUGAUCUGAAAUUUGUCUAUGGUAAAGUAAUUUUGUUUUAUGUAUUGGAAGUUCAUUUAAAACUUGAAAUAUUUUCUAGAAGGGUACCGAACAAAAUGAGUCGUUCAAGCUGUUUAGCCUAAUAAAACAAUUUGAUGGGGAA